This is a messenger RNA of Onychostoma macrolepis, 3011 nucleotides long. RefSeq names its product gastrula zinc finger protein XlCGF57.1-like. Gene Ontology annotation, molecular function: DNA-binding transcription factor activity, RNA polymerase II-specific; RNA polymerase II cis-regulatory region sequence-specific DNA binding. Gene Ontology annotation, biological process: regulation of DNA-templated transcription. The transcript has 2 exons. Lineage: Eukaryota; Metazoa; Chordata; Actinopteri; Cypriniformes; Cyprinidae. The coding region runs from base 229 to 1458 and encodes 409 amino acids. The record is from RefSeq and is a predicted model, not a curated record.
ACCUCAGAGGAAGAAGUUCAGAUUCACCGCGUUCUCUGUUGUUUUGUCGUGAUGCUGGUUUAAUGCAAACUGGUAGAAUUGUUAUUUCUGCAAAUACAAAAAAUACAGUUUUUGAAUCAGGUCAAUAAAUACCUGUAAUAUUCUCAUCCUCACAGUCGUGACUAAGUUUUGAAGCAAGCAGGAAUAUCUGGAGGAGUAUCAUCUGAACUGAGAUCUGCUGCUGUGAAGAUGGUGUUUGUUAAAGAGGAGAGUGAGGAGGACACGAGUGAACCAGAAACCUGGAGAAUAAAACACGAGGAACCAGAAACCUGGAGAAUAAAACACGAGGAACCAGAAACCUGGAGAAUAAAACACGAGGAACCAGAAACAUGGAGAAUAAAACACGAGGAACCAGAAACCCGGAGAAUAAAACACGAGGAACCAGAACCCUGGAGAAUAAAACACGAGGAACCAGAAACCUGGAGAAUAAAACACGAGGAACCAGAAACCUGGAGAAUAAAACACGAGGAACCAAAAACCUGGAGAAUAAAACAUGAGGAACAAGGAGGCCUGAUGAAAAUGAAAGAAGAAAGACAAGAUCUGAACGAGGUGGAGGAGAAACAUCAGUGUCAGAAAGAUCAUAAUAUCACUGCUGGAGAAAAAUCAGUGACUUGCAGCAUUCAAGUAACAGAAGUCAAAAGGCCAUUCAGCUGCUCUCAGUGUGGAAACACUUUCAAACAGAAAAGAAGCCUUAUGAAACACAUGAGAAUUCAUCGUGGGGAAAAGUCUUUCAGCUGCUCUCAGUGCGGAAACACUUUCACACGUAAAGCAAACCUUAAGAAACACAUGUUAAUUCAUACUGGAAUAAAGCCUUACAGCUGCUCUGAGUGUGGAAAGAGUUUUACACAGAAAUGGCAACUUAAGGAUCAUCUGCUUACUCACACCUCAGAAAAGCCUUUCAGCUGCUCUCACUGUGGAAAUACUUUCACACGUAAAACAAACCUUAACACACACAUGUUAAUUCAUACUGGAAUAAAGCCUUACACCUGCUCUCAGUGUGGAAACACUUUCACACGUAAAACAAACCUUAACACACACAUGUUAAUUCAUACUGGGAUAAAGUCUUACAGCUGCUCUGAGUGUGGAAAGAGUUUUACACAGAAAGGACACCUUAAUGAUCAUUUGGUAACUCACACUUCAGAAAAGCCUUUCAGCUGCUCUCAGUGUGGAAAGUCUUUCAAACAUAAAGUAAGCCUUAUGAAACACAUUAGAAUUCAUAGUGGGGAAAAGCCUUUCAGCUGCUCUCAGUGUGGAAACACUUUCACGUGUAACGGAAACCUUAAGAAUCACAUGUUAAUUCAUAUAAAGCCUUUUACCUGCUCUCAGUGUGGAAAGAGUUUCACCUGUAAACGAGGAUUUAAUCAUCACAUGAGAAUUCACACUAAAGAGAUGCCUUACCAGACAAUUCAUACAAAUUAAAAAGCCUCAUGUCAGUCCUCAGGGGCGCUGCUACUUUUUCUGGGCCCCCUUAAAAAACAUAUCCACCCAGGCCCCACGGUCCUCCAUCGUUGGGCCCUUGGAAUCAUCCUAAUUUAGGAAUGCUCAUUUCAGUUAAUUUUCCUCACCGACAACCGCUGCUCGUUAACUGAUAAAAUUAGAAUAUUAAAUUAAUAUUAAAUAAAAAUUAGAAUGGACAAGUAUCUGUGAUGAUAUGUAAAAAAUACAAAUAUUUUAUUUUAACUUACAAACAGAGCAACAACAAAACCUGGAUUCACACAUCCUGAAAUUAUCACGAACCAGCAGCGCUUCUGAGAACAGCGAAAAUCAAAAUAAAAUAAUAUAAAUAAAGAAUAAAAUAAAUAGGCCUACACUAAAUAUAUAUAAAUAUCUAAUUAAGAUGAUAAAACUAUGCGCUUUGAAGAACGGUACCGGUGUUGUUCUUCCUGUCAGACAUAAAAAUAUAUAGCAGCCCUACCUCAGUGUAUGUGUCUAGUUUAUUUAUUUAUUUUUUUGUAAGUCACAUGUUGAUAUGGAUAGACUGGAGCCCCACUUGCCAUUGUGUUGUGUAUAGGCUACUACAUCAUUUAUGUGAAGGUGAAGCAGGUACUUGCUCUGCGAAAUAUGUCUUAGAAAUAUUGUCUCAAUCCAAACACUCGACUGAGACUGUUGGGUAAAGAAGCUGGGUUGAUUUGACCUAAUUUGGGUUGAUAAUAGUAAUAAGUAACCCAAUGGUGCUGGGUUAGGAAUGUGGACAUGAAAGAGAGCAUGCAGCAAUUCUCGCGAGUUCAAAUGCAAACGGUUCUGUGUGUGCCAAAAUCUGUGUUUGCGGUGCUUAAAACGGGAUUAUGUGUGGAAAAUAGAAGAAAGCGAAGAAGAAAGAGAUUUUUGAAACUGACUGGAAUGUGUUCUUUUAAAACUGGAGGGUUUUGUCAAAGCAUUCUCUCUGUGACUGAUGAGCAGUUAACCCGGGACCUGAACAAGUCAAAAUGGUGCUUGAGGACUGUGGAUCAGAACAGUAAAAUCAAAGACCAUAAAAUCCUGUCAAUUAACUAUAAUACAUAGUUUAUUCUUGACUUUUAGUGUUUAUUACAGGCUUUCAGUCUGUGUUUCUUGGUGUUAUGGUUUGGCCAUAGUGGUAGUUUAUUCGUCAGUGGGUGAAAAACAUGAACAAAAUGUUCAAUUGAAAAAAUAGUUAUUUAAUAUUAAACUUUUUCAAAAGCAUUUUGGUUAAACUAUAUAUGCUGUAUAAGUAUGGAGUUGCUUUGCUUUUUCUGAACUUUCCAUGUAGGUUUACGUUUUUGUUUUUUGGUUAUUUGUGUAAAGUUCUGGUGUAAUAAAUGUCCACCUUUUAUUUUCUGUUGCCUGUGUUGUUACUGUUGUCAUUGUGUGUGAUUUUAAACUAAAAAACAUUUUGGGUUCAUUUAAACAGCAGUAUAGCAAAUUUCAAACAAUUUUUGAAUUAAAUAAAACAGCCCACCAUGUUUAUUAUUAUAUUACCUGGUGUAUUUAUGACCUACCGUGCAAAACAACAA